AACCCGUUCGCCCAAACUGGACGCAGCAAACUGCAGAAUAAGCGAGCCAGUGUAAACCAGCAGAUCAUCAAACAGAUGAGGAUGAGGGCCGGAGCCGAGAACCUGCUGAAGGCGACAUCUAACAACAAGGUUAAAGAGAUGGUUCUGUUGGAGCUGAGUUAUGUUAACUCCAACCUACAACUUCUGAUGGGACAGCUGGAAGGACUCAACAGCUCAGUGGAGGUCUACCAGAACACCCAUGAAACGGCCAACAUCCCCCUCAUUGCUCUGGGCCUGAAGGAGACAAAAGAAGUUGACUUCUCUACUCCGUUCAAGGACAUCAUCUUGGAGCACUACAGUGAGGACGGGAACCAUUUUGAAGAUGAAAUCGCUGAUCUGAUGGACCUUCGACAGGCUUGCAGAACGCCGAGUCGAAACGAGGCAGGAGUGGAGCUGCUGGCAAAGUACUUCAGCCAUCUUCCUCUGAUGGAGAGUCGAUUCUUCUCCCCAAACCGCCAGACUGGCAUCUUCUUCACAUGGUAUGACUCCUUCACCGGAGUGCCGGUGUGCCAACAGAACCUGUCUCUAGAGAAGGCCAGCAUCCUCUUCAACAUGGCCGCCCUCUACUCUCAGAUCGGUACUCGCAGCGACAGACAGACCAUAGUCGGCCUGCAGGAAGCCAUCUCUUCCUUCCAGAAAGCUGCAGGUGUUCUGAACCACCUAAAGGAGACAUUCACCCACACUCCCAGCUACGACAUGAGUCCAGCCAUGCUCAGCAUGUUGAUUCGCAUGAUGCUAGCUCAGGCUCAAGAGUGUCUGUUUGAGAAGACUGCACUGCCUGGAAUCCGAAACCAGUUCUUCUCUCUGCUCAAAAUGGCUCAGGAGGCUGCCAAGGUCUCAGAAAUCUAUGACCAUGUCCAUCAGUCCAUGAUCCAGACGCCAAUCAAAGACAAUGUCCCGUUGUUCUGGUCCACCAUGUCGCAAGUCAAAACCAACCACUACCGCUCCAUGGCACACUACUUUGUAGCCUCAGCGCUGCUGGACCACCCGCUGGGUCCCAGUGAUGAUGAGGACCAGCAGGAGAAGACCUUGUCUCAGGUCUAUGACCGCCUUCCUGAGGGACGCUCUCCUCUGGACAUCCUGAAGAAGAAAGAGGAACGCGAGCGCAUUGGUAAAGCACACAUUCGUACGGCCAUCCUGGGCCAUGAGGAGGCUCUGAGGAUCUACAGUUUGUGCCACCACUUGAACAAACUGGAGGUCCUGCAGGACAUUUUAAAAGCCAGUCACGAGCGCUCACUCAACAAAUCCUUUGAAAAUGAAAGCGAGGAGGAGUUUACUGACUACAUGGAGGCACCAGACAUUAUCUCAAAAACAGAGCACAAAGCAGAGAUGGAGGUUCCUGCUGCCACAAAGGUGAAAGUCACCGACUUUUUCCAGAGGCUGGGACCUCUGUCAGUCUUCUCAGCCAAGCAACGGUGGACAGCCCCACGGACAAUACGACUUUGCACAGAAGACAGAGACCUUGGCUUCACCCUGAAAGGAGAAUCACCCGUCCAGGUGGUUUCAUUAGACCCCCUCUGCCCAGCUGCGGCUGACGGGCUCAAAGAGGGUGACUACAUUGUUGCUGUGGGCGACACUGACUGCAAGUGGAUGGGUGUGAGCGAGGUGAUGCGGCUGCUGAAGGACGUCAACGAGGAGGGGAUCGACAUCCAGGUGGUCAGCAUGAUGGACAGCAACCCUCCCAUGCCAACCAAGAGUGCCACCUUCUGCGGAAACCUGCCCAAGACCUACUCCAUGAUUUGUCUGGCCUUCGAUGAUGACGACAAGAACCCCAAGUCCCGCAAAGUAACCAAGAAGUCAUCAUUCAUCAGCUGGGGCCUGAAGAACAAACUGAAGAGCGCCAGCACCCUCAGCCUUCCCACAGCCGACCACUCUGGUGCCCUGCCCUGGAAUAAACCUCGUCCCACCUUCCCCAGCUCCAGCGCCUACAAUAACGACAGUGUCCUCUACUGAGCUGGCUGCAAGCUUUUUACUGCCAGCUAGCGUUGUGCAGUACACA
Messenger RNA from Scomber japonicus (chub mackerel), 2038 nucleotides. RefSeq names its product rhophilin, Rho GTPase binding protein 2 (gene rhpn2). Bases 76 to 1992 code for a protein of 638 amino acids. Gene Ontology annotation, molecular function: protein binding. The record is from RefSeq and is a predicted model, not a curated record. Gene Ontology annotation, biological process: signal transduction; negative regulation of stress fiber assembly. The transcript has 14 exons. Lineage: Eukaryota; Metazoa; Chordata; Actinopteri; Scombriformes; Scombridae.